This is a messenger RNA of Protopterus annectens (West African lungfish), 1144 nucleotides long. RefSeq names its product MORN repeat containing 3 (gene MORN3). The record is from RefSeq and is a predicted model, not a curated record. Bases 119 to 835 code for a protein of 238 amino acids. NCBI's taxonomy places the organism in Eukaryota, Metazoa, Chordata, Ceratodontiformes, Protopteridae. The transcript has 6 exons.
AUUGCUCUAAUAUGUGAAGGGAAUGUUUACAAACUUUAGGUUUUUUGCGCUCUAAAAUUAAUGUGAUUGUGCAGUUAUUUUGCCCUUGGCAUUCUGAUAUGCUGUUUCAUGACUGAAUAUGCCUUUUUUAAAGCAGUCCAGGCAAAUAGAGCCUCCUUGGAAGGAAUGGGACAGAAAAGCACAGAAAUCUGGGAUUCGACAUACUGUUUAUUCAGUAAAUGGGGAUCAGUACACUGGAGAGUGGCUGGACAACAAGAAACAUGGAAAAGGUACACAGCUGUGGAAAAGCACAGGAGCCCUCUAUGAUGGAGACUGGAAAUUUGGAAUGCGUAAUGGAUUUGGAACGUACAGUGUGCCUGACCCUGUCACUAGGGAAUAUAAGAAAUUGUAUUCUGGGGAGUGGAAAAAUGACAAGAGACAUGGUUAUGGAACUAACUUUUACUCAGACAAUGAAUAUUAUGAAGGAGAGUGGGCCAAGGAUAAAAGACAUGGAUGGGGACGAAUGUACUAUGAAGAUGGAAUGAUAUAUGAAGGGGAGUGGUCUGAGGACAGCCAUGGUGGUCAAGGGAUGCUUCGACUAGUAAAUGAAAAUCGAUAUGAAGGCUCUUGGAAGAAUGGAAAGAAACAUGGACAUGGUAAAUUUUUCUAUUUGGACAGAGGACAGUUGUAUGAAGGUGUAUGGGUUGAAGAUAUUCCAAAAUGCGGAACUAUAACUGAUUUUGGUCGUGAAGGAGCUCCUGCUCCUACUGUUUAUCCAAUUCCAAAGGUUGAACUAGCAAAUCCCAUUGCUGUUCUGCAAGAAGCUGAAUCCAUUUUUCUCAGUGAUCAAGAAUGAAUGAAUGGGACUGAGCUUCAGCAAACCUUAUAUGCCUUAAAUGCAUGGCAAGACAUGCCUUCAACAACCUGUGCUGUUAAGUGAACCCAAAAGGUUUAGUGCACAUGUAAACAGGUUUCUGGUUUGUGUAAUGCUGCACAACUCAACAUUUUCCUCAGUGAAAUAAUCUGUUACUAUUAUUUUUUUUCUUUUUGCCAAAUACAGAAUGUUUCUUAUGCUAGAACAAUCAAGUCUUUUGAGUUUAUAUGCAGUCACAUCAACAAUUUCCAUUUUUUUAAAUGUAAUUUGAAAUGGCAAUAAAAUAUUAAA